Molecule: messenger RNA, 2115 nt
Organism: Anthonomus grandis grandis
Lineage: Eukaryota; Metazoa; Arthropoda; Insecta; Coleoptera; Curculionidae
Exons: 2
Coding region: 79-1014 (311 amino acids)
Source: RefSeq, a predicted model, not a curated record
UAUUCCUAUCGUCAUUAAUGAUUGCAACUUUUUACGCGAGUAAGACGUUAGCAGAGUGGUCAUUUGUAAAAUUUAAUAAUGGCGAAAGAAACAAUUAAAGCUGUACCACGUGGUAGAGGACGAAAAAAAAUAUCCGAUCCAAAUUUGUGGGAAAAGAAUAUUAAAAAAGAAAAGAGGUAUUCUGCGAAUAAACCACCGGUUUACCCGACUUGUAAUCACUCCACCAAAGCUACUUAUCGAUGUCAUUCACUAAAAAUGAUAGACGUGAAACAUUUUCGUGAAAGAUUCUACGAAGUUAAGAAAAAACAGGUACAAGAUGCAUUUAUUUUGAAAUAUAUUGAUAUAAGAAAGCCAAAACGUGACAGAGCUACAAAACCAACCUCAUCAAGAAAACAAAUUACAAUAAAUUAUUUUGUCAAAGUGUACAAUACUGAUAAGUUUCAUAUCCAGGUCUGUCAAAAAACUUUUUUAGACAUUUUACAUGUAACAAAGAGCAGAGUUCAAAGGGUUGCUAAUCGCUAUAUUAAAACUGGUAAAAUGCCUGUUGAAAAAAGAGGUGGCGCUAAAUUAAAGGAAUUAAAUAUAGGGAAAAAGAACUCUGUGAAGGCUUUUAUUGAAAGAUUAAAAGGUGUAGAAAGUCAUUACUGUAGAGGUAAAAGUAUGGGACAGUACCUUUCUUGUGAUCUUUCUAUUAAAAAAAUUAUGGACAUGUACAAUAAUACUGCGCCCAAUAAUUUAAAGGUAAAAAGAAGUUUCUUUAGAAACAUUUUCACACAAGAUUAUAAUAUUGGCUUUGGGUCACCAGUUACCGAUGCUUGCUCAAAAUGUAUCUCGCUAUCAGAGCAAAUAAAGACAACAAAAGAUGUUAAUCUAAAAAACCAACUUAUUAUUGUAAAAAGGGUACAUAAGUUGCGCAGUAAAACAUUUCAUGACUUUUUGAAGGAAGAGAAAGAUGGGAUGUUGACUUUCUCCUAUGACUGUCAAAAAAAAUGUAGUAAAUCCAAAAGUACCUGAUCAAGUAGCACAUUAUAGUAGGCAACUAUAUACUUAUAAUUUUUCUGUUGUAAAAGGGACGUCUUCUUCUCAAUUAAUAAAAACAAACGUAUUUUCGUUCACCUGGAUGGAGCACGACUACCAAAAAAGCUUAAAUGAAAUCACGUCUGUAGUAUUUUACUUGCUUUCAUUUAUUGAUAUGAACAACAUUAAGAAACUAAGACUUUGUGCAGACGGAUGCGGAGGACAAAAUAAAAAGUCAGUAAUGGUUGGCAUGCUGGUCUACUAUUUGAGUAAAAUUUCUUCAAUUUCUUUAAAAGAAAUUGAAUUAGUUUUUCCAGUCAGGGGUCACUCUUUAUUACCAUCCGACCGUGUGUUUGGCAGAAUAGGGAAAAAAUUAAGAAAGAUGCCUACUAUAACAAACCCAAACACUAUAUAGAACUCUUUGCAGAAAAAGCAACAGUUUUUAAAUUAGAAGAUUGUCAGGUAUGAGAUUGGCGAAAAACAGAAGAGUGUUUUAAAGGAGUGCAGUCGUGGCAUUUUAAAAUAUCUCAAUGUAAGAGAACAAGAAAGGAGAUGUAACAGUGCGAGGAGAGGAAUUCUAUAGAAGUGAUUUUGGCAAGUCUGCGAGUCUAUGGAAGAGUGGAAAAAACAGUUCCAACAUAAGUCUUUACAAUCUUCCAAAAGGAGUGCCCAUGAAACCUGCGAAAGUUAAAGAUAUUCAAACCUUAUUGAACUCUCAUUUUAAUGACCAGUGGAUGGACAAUUUUGAGUGUGAGUUUUUUAGAAAAUUAAUGGAAAGCUGUAUUACAUCGGAAGAAAUAAUGGAAAACUCUGAUACUAUCCAAGAGGAAGAAUAUGAUAACUUUUGCCAAUUAUCAGAGGAGCCUAAAUACCUUAAAAUUUCGUUUUUAAAAGCGUUUUUUUGUUAACAACCACUUUUUUUGUUUCUCAGUUGAUAAAUUAAAAUUUGUCAUACGAAAUAGAAUGUUUAAUUUAGUUUAAUACUGGCCUUUUGUUUUAUUUUAAGUUUCAAUAAACUAAAAAAAAAUAUGGGUGUAAUACUACAAGAUUUGUCUAAUUUGUUAUUCCGUAAUACGUCUAAUCCACAACGGUGUUCCA